UUUGUUCUUUUGGCACUAUUUAACCAAUCACGUAUAAACACUAGUUUGUUACUAAACUGAUAAAUGUAACCAUAUGUCAUCGAUGUCAAAAUACAUUUUCAUGUUUUCUUGAUGUUUUCUGAUUAUAAAAUGGAAAACAUACUUGUAGAAUAGCCGAUUAUAUUUAGAAAAUGGGAAACGAAUCAUCCUCAAAUUUAACUGGAUUCAAAUUGGAUGAUAAAGCAAUUGAAGUGACUGAUUUUUGGGUACAUCAUUCAGCAAAAAUAACUAAAUCAGAAUAUUCACAAGAUUUAUCAGUGUUUGUUAGUGAUUAUGUGAUAUGUGGUACUCUAUGGGAUAAAUCACCAUUGGAAAAGUAUACAAAGAGCUUAAUGUUAUAUCGACAUCCAUGCAUUUUAAAGUACAUAUCAUCGUGGAAUAAAGGAUCAAAAUAUUAUUUAGUUGUAGAAAAAGUACGUCCAUUAAGUCAUGUACUAGUAACACAAUCAACAAUACAAAUUUGUAUUGGUUUAUAUUCAAUAUUAAAAGCAUUAAUAUUUCUUCAUAGUAAAGGUUCUGUAUCACAUAAUAAUAUAUGUGCAGCAUCCAUUUAUGUUACACAAGAUGGUAAUUGGAAAUUAGGUGGUCUUGAAUUUUUAUGUAAAUACGAGACUUUAACGAAAGAAUAUUUAAGUAAGACACGGAGUCAUCGUUAUGAGAAUGCAAUUGAUUCAAAUGAGGAUAAAUAUUUACAAGAUGAGAGUGUAGAACCGGAUUUUAUUGAUUUGUAUGCGUUUGGUGUACUUGCUGAGGAAAUUUUACGCAAACGAUUAGAUGACGAAAUUCUUGGUGGUAUAAAAGUAUUUUAUGAAUUUUGUAAAAACGAAAUGCAAUCGUCUGAUAUAAAAAAACGACCUAGAUUUACAGAGGUCAUAACACAUUCAUUCUUUAAUCAUGAAUUUGUAAAUAUUUAUACAUUUUUAAAUGAAUUACCAUUGAAAACUGAAAGUGAAAAAGGAAAAUUUUUUUCAACAUUAAUUGAAAAAUUAAAAACUUUUCCGGAAGAUGUUGUUGCGGAAAAUUUAGGUGAAUUACUAUUAUCAAGGCUUGUAUUAUUAGAUUAUACAGCAAGAAAAGAAGUUUUACCAAUCUUAUUAUGCCCACGGGGUGAAGGCGAUUGUAAUAACUCUAGUUAUUUAUUUUCAAUUGAAACAUUUAAAAAAUUUUUAAUACCAAAACUUUUACAAAUAUUUAAAGUAACCGAUUUACAAAUACGUGAAUUAUUAUUAUUGCAUUUUACAAGUUUUAUAUCAUGUUUUUCCAAAGAUCAAUUAAAAAAUUAUAUUUUACCGGAGUUAUUACUGGGUAUAAAAGAUCGUAACGAUAAUUUAGUUGCAAUGACACUACGAUCAUUAGCUGACUUAGUACCAAUAUUGGGAGCAGAAACAGUGAUUGGAGGUAAACGUGCCAAAUUAUUUAGCGAUGGACGCCCAUUAGCACAUAACGAAACAAAACCACCACCUACGUUACGAUUAACAUCACAUAAACAUCAUGUUGAACCCCCAUUACCGGUAUUAUUAGAAAUACCGUCCGAAGAGACUGAAGAUAUGAAAGAAAUCAAUGUACCCGAAUCGUUACCCGAACGACCAAGUCCAGAUGGCGGAGAGGACAACGAUGUAUCAACAACUGAAGACGUUGAUUCAAAUAAUAUACACGAAGAAGAAGAAUGGUCUGAUUGGGAUAUACAUGAAUCAUCGGAUGAAACGAUUAAAGAAAUUGAUGAAAAACCAUUAUCACCUAUUAAAAUCGUUGAAAGUAAUAUACCACCUGAAAUGAAAAAUCGCAAAAUUGUUUUACCUGAUAUUACAGAAUUGGACAUUAAAAACCAAAGUUCAAAAGUGCUUAGUUCGAGUUCAUCGGAUGAUAUAAAUUUUUUCCAAGAUAUGGAACCCGUUAUUCAGAGUUCAAAUAAAUAUUUAAUUGACGAUAAAAAAACUGAGGUAGCUCAACCAACGACAUUGGACAAUUUUAGUGUUAAAUCAGAUUUAGUGAUACCAGAAGAUGGAUGGAGUGAUGAUUUAGAUUGGAAUAUUGAUAAUAAUUAAUUGUGUACAAAAAAAAAAGAUACAUUUAUAUCGGCAAAGUAAUUGGAGCAAUAUUAAAAAUUGUAUAUAUUUCACACUAUCAGUGUUAUGGAAACUUAAAGAAGUGCGAGUACGAUAACUUGAAUUAGAUAAAAGUUGUAACUUUUUAUACUGCAUUUAAAUACGGACAAAUUCUGAAAAUUUGAGCGAUGUUACUGGUGCUUUGAAUUAUGUAUUUGUUGUCAAAUUUCAGGAUCUUUUACUUUCUGUGAGAUGACGGUUGAUGUUGCGGUCAGUCAUCCUCUCUUUAAAUUUAGCAUUCUUUAUAUGUUUUUUCUAUAGCAAGAAAAAGAUAUAUAGUAUGUGGAAGGAACUAACUCUGUAGAGAAAGCGGCCGCUCACAUAAAAAUGCGAAUACAUUUUUAGUUAUGCUGAUCAUGCUUAAUAAUAUUGAUAUGUCGCGCUUCUUCAAGCAGCGCAGGCAUAAUCAUUAUCGAACCUCGAUACAAUUUUCUGAGCACCUUGACGAAUCGUUUUGUCAAAUAUAAAUACGUUACAUUACAUGUAUCGUUUCGAGAUCUUCAGAAUACGAAUAUUUGCAAAUUAGUUUUAAUAUCGAAAGGGAGGGGUAGUAAAAAAAAUUGGAGGAAAGGUAAGAAUUUAGAACAAAGUGGAACUUUUCUCAUUAAAUUAGAAUUAUCAGCCACCUUAUUUACGGGUAAACCGUAGAGUGACGGCAUAUUUUUUUUUUAAAGUACGAAUUUGAAAAUAUUUAUAAUGUAAUGUAUCUUCUUCAUAAGAUCAAAUUUGUUUUUAUAUAAGAUUUUAUUUUUGUUCUAUUUUCUGAGCUCACAAUGAGUCAGUGUACUUUCAAAAUUACCAGUUCUAGAGAUGGUUGAACCAAUUAAGGACAAAUAAUGUUAUCUUUUUAUUCUAAUCUAGUGCAAGUUUAUGUUAUUUUUUAUAUUGUAUAUACAAUUUCCAAUUUU
Messenger RNA from Chrysoperla carnea, 3052 nucleotides. RefSeq names its product protein-associating with the carboxyl-terminal domain of ezrin. Gene Ontology annotation, molecular function: ATP binding; protein kinase activity. The record is from RefSeq and is a predicted model, not a curated record. The transcript has 6 exons. The coding region runs from base 171 to 2084 and encodes 637 amino acids. Gene Ontology annotation, biological process: protein phosphorylation. Lineage: Eukaryota; Metazoa; Arthropoda; Insecta; Neuroptera; Chrysopidae.